Lasiodiplodia theobromae is the source of this 3981-nucleotide messenger RNA. RefSeq lists its product as uncharacterized. The coding region runs from base 1 to 3981 and encodes 1326 amino acids. NCBI's taxonomy places the organism in Eukaryota, Fungi, Ascomycota, Dothideomycetes, Botryosphaeriales, Botryosphaeriaceae. The record is from RefSeq and is a predicted model, not a curated record. The transcript is spliced from 5 exons.
AUGUCACACCUGACUCCCAGUUUCAACAACCACCUCUACUAUUCGCAGAAUGGGGAACAGGAUGACAGCCUCAAGCGUCUCUUCGCCUUGAUCGACGCGACGACCUACCUUCCAAGUGUUGUGCUGGACAACUCUCAGUACAUCACGAAUCUUCGGUGCAUAAGGGGCGGAUUCAGCCUGGACUUCACUACCUACUCGGCCCUACGUCAUGCUCAGAAAUACUGGCGCGGUACAUUCAUUGCCAUCACUUCGCAGUUGGACUGCGAUGGCGAUCCAUUUGACCCGCAGAACGCCUUCUGGCGCGUGCACUCGGUUUACUUCCCCAAGGCUAACUUCCCCCGUCAAUUCGGCCCUCCAGGUCCUGGCGGCCCCGGCGGUCCCGGUGGUCCUGGUAGUGGUCCUGGUCCAUGGACUGCUAUGAUGCGUGCCUCGGAGAUGGACAUCGCAGACGCCAUGAAAGAUGUCGUGAUGACCUGGGGUACCACAGACGACGGCUCAAGUGGCCCUGGAAGUGGCAACCCGGACAACACCACCACGAGCAGCGCGAGCUGGAGUUCCACGAGCACUACGACUGGUACAUGGAGCACGAAUACCUCAACAACCACCGAUACCUCAAGCUGGACCACGACCACGACCACCGAUACCUGGACCUGGACCACCCCCACUGGCACCCCCAGCUGGAGCUGGUCGGCCUGCGGCGCUGCGCCGUCUGCAUCUGUGUCUGGACAGCCGGCGGCAGCUUGCGGGGACAACUUUGAUCAAAUGCUGGACGCCCAGCAGGGCUUCCGCAGCUUCAACGAUGCCGACUUCCCUGCCGCCAUGCGGGCUUUCGCAGCUGGGCUUGAUAACUUUAACCCCAACUCGUUUUCGACCGACGCGAUUGCAUACGGUCCUGAUGUUGGCAACCCUCCAUCGAGGCGUCUCUUCCAUCGCAUUGUUUCUGUUAUAAAAAGGCUCGUCAAACGGGACUUGAAUCCUUUGGCAUUGCUGCAGAUAGCCUGCUACAAGAUUGCCGACCAUGCCAAGUCAGCCAACGUGGAUAUGACUUCAGUAAUCGCCAACGCUUCGCAAGUCAAAGGCCAAUUCACCAACGACCAAGUCAGCCCCAACAUGACCGGCAUGAUGGACACGAACGUCCCCGUCAACCUCGGCCGCAGUGAUACACAGGACUCGCAGUACUGGGGGCCUGGUUACCAGCUGACUCCUCCCGACGGGUCUGAUCCCGGCGCUGAGCUGUGGUGCAUUAAAUGUCAAAUGACCGGAAAUGUGCACAUUUCAGGAUCAGUCCGCCUUGCUCUCGACUCUAAAACUCUCACCCAGGGCGUCAUAACCUUGUUCGGAAAGAUGUCGAGCAACAUGGGUCUCGGUAUCAACUCAGACGGACAGUAUGACGCUAACUUUGAGAGAACACUGUCAGUGUUUGUCCCGCCGGGUUUCAAAAUCGCCAAGAUCGUCAGUCUUGGUAUGGUGAUGAGUAUGGGUGCGAGUAUCGACAUGACCGGCCAAGGCUCAGGACAGCAAUUCUACUCCUCCUCCGGCCAAACCGACAGCUACUCGAUACGCCUCGAUUUGGUGGAUAAUAGUCAAUCGUCAGCCACGUGGCAGACCGACUACGCCCCGAACAUCCUAGCAGCGGGCCAAAUGUCAGGAUCAGGGACUUUCAGUUUGCCAUUUACGCUUGCCGUCACAGUAGAUCUCCCUGCGAUAGGUUGGCGCAACACUAUGUCCAUUGCCAACGAGCCCGAAAUCACUGGCUCGAUCGAGUACUCCACCCAAUCUGACGAUCCGAGCCAGUGCCCCAAUGGGUUCGCAUAUAAUCUUACCCUGGCAAAUGCGGUGUCCGGAAGCUUUUCUGGAGGCGAUCCGAUGCAACUUUCCGAGGAGCAGGGCCCGUCCAAGAGCGGCUGCUACCAGAUGAAUUCGACGGAUACGACUGACAAUACAGACUCGACGGAUACGACUGACAAUACGGAUUCGACUGAUACGACGGACAAUACGGAUUCGACUGAUUCGACGGACAACACUGAUUCAACUGAUUCUACGGACAACACUGAUUCGACGAGUUCAUCAAGCACGCCGAGUCUUCAGAAGAGACAGGAUAACCCACCAGCAGAAGAACCGGCCUCCCCAACUGAUGCCGGUGCAUCAACACCCGACUCCUCGACCCCAAGUGAGUCCACGCCAUCGGCAGCAGCCGACCCCGCAGACCCAUCAGCAGCCGACCCUGCAGGUGCAGCUGGCCCUGCCUCAACUCCGGACUCCUCCACCCCGGGCGAAUCCACACCCCCGGCAGAAGCCGACCCCGCAGACUCAUCAGCAGCCGACCCUGCAGGUGCAGCUGGGCCUGCUUCAUCAACACCCGACUCCGCAACUACACCGGCAAAUGAGGCUGUACCCGCAGGUGACUCCACAUCUCCAUCAGCAAUGGAAGUCGCGGCCACAACCUCGUCAUCGGACACGCCCGUGGCCGCAUUUGGUCCCACAGGUGAAUCAACAACGCCUGCUGAGACUCCAACCGGAGCCGUCGCAAUGCCGACCGACAGCCCGUCUUCGGCCGAGCCCGUCGCUUUCCAGACCAUGCCUACCGAUAGCUCGUCUCCUACUGAUUUCAAUGCUGUGGCGGCCACGGCGACCGAUAGCUCGUCUUCUCCUGAUGCAAACGCUGUGGAGGCUGCGCCUACUGAUAGCACGACUUCUGACUUCUUCGCCCUGGCACCCACGACAACCGACAGCUCGUCCUCUGAACCCUUCGCUUUGGAGUCCUCGCCAACCGAUAGCACGACUUCUAGCGAUGCCAAUCUUUUCGAGGCCGCGCCUACCGACAGCACAACUUCUGAGCCCUUUGCUUUGGAGGCCUCGCCGGCGGAUAGCUCGUCUUGGACUGGGUCUUGGACUGAAACCACAACUGACAACGCCGCCUCUCCGACUGUUAUGCCUGCUCUGGAUGCAACGUCUUCAUCUGAAGAAGCUUCUCUGGGUGCAACAUCUUCAACUGAAUCUCCUAGCCAGAAUGUGGCGUUUCCGUCGGAAACCCCCGCGGAACAACCAACUGACACUAGUUCUUCGCUUGACCUCGGUCUCCAGCAGACCGCUCCCACGGAUACGCCAACGUCAACCCCAGCUGACGCCGUGGCCCAGGAUUUGUCUACCACGACAACCGAGUCCACAUCUUCUACACCUGUGGAGAUUGCCGAUAUCAGUACAUCAGCUGAAGCCCCUGAGGACUCGUUGACAAUGUCCGUGUCUCCUGAUGCCUUUACAAGCGAACCUACAUCCACUUCGAUUUCGACGUCCACGUCAACCUCAACAUCAACAUCCUCGACCACGUCAACUACGUCAACAUCGUCCACGCCGAUCUCGCAGCCCACGGGUGAUUCGACUCCCUCGAACAACUUUGACGGCGGCGUUCUCAACCAAACCGCAAUGAACGAGCUGAGCAACCAAGCUGUUGACAACACGGGAUUGGACUACAAGAACCAAAACGGCAUGCUCUACACCCGAAUCACCGAUUUCACGAACUCGUGGCAUCUUUCCGUAGACGAUCUCGGCAGCUUCAGCCUCCAGCAAGUCGGCGACGCUGAUGGCGGCGAGAUGUUCGGCUCAUUCGCUGGUGUUAUAGGAACUGAUGCCCAGAAUCGCGUCAUGUGGUACUAUCCCGGCCAAAUGAAUGACCUCGGCGUGUCCCGCUUCCGCAUUGGCGCGACGACGGCGAUCCCCUCGAACGGAGUCCUUGUCGCGCUGGUGCAGGUCGGCAGCCCCAAAGCCGUGGCAGCCAUGGACACGCAAGGAAAUCUCGCCUACUUGGUGGCCUGCAACUACAACGGGAAUACGAACAAGGUGUUCCUGUCAAGUGACACAGUCAACGGGCCGCGCAAGCUGGAGGACGAAAGCUUACAGAACACAGUCACCGGUGGAGUUACCCGCGACUGCGCGCCUAUGGCACUUUACGUGGAGACCGGAACUACGAAUGCGGGAGAUUAG